AUGGUACCUGUAGGGCGGCAGCUGCGCGAGGCGGCGCAGCUCGUGCGCAGGCCGGGCAGCCCGCCAGCAGCACGUUAUCUAUACAAACACAUGGUACCUGUAGGGCGGCAGCUGCGCGAGGCGGCGCAGCUCGUGCGCAGGCCGGGCAGCCCGCCAGCAGCACGUUCUCUAUACAAACACAUGGUACCUGUAGGGCGGCAGCUGCGCGAGGCGGCGCAGCUCGUGCGCAGGCCGGGCCGCCCGCCAGCAGCACGUUCUCUAUACAACCAACACACGGUACCGGUAGGGCGGCAGCUGCGCAAGGCGGCACAGCUCGUGCGCAGGCCGGGCAGCCCGCCAGCAGCACGUUCUCUAUACAAACAACACACGGUACCUGUAGUGCGGCAGCUGCGCAAGGCGGCGCAGCUCGUGCGCAGGCCGGGCAGCCCGCCAGCAGCACGUUCUCUAUACAAACACAUGGUACCUGUAGGGCGGCAGCUGCGCGAGGCGGCGCAGCUCGUGCGCAGGCCAGGCAGCCCGCCAGCAGCACGUUAUCUAUACAAACACAUGGUACCUGUAGGGCGGCAGCUGCGCGAGGCGGCGCAGCUCGUGCGCAGGCCGGGCAGCCCGCCAGCAGCACGUUAUCUAUACAAACAACACACGGUACCGGUAGGGCGGCAGCUGCGCGACGCGGAGCAGCUCGUGCGCAGGCCGGGCAGCCCGCCAGCAGCACGUUCUCUAUACAAACACAUUGUACCUGUAGGGCGGCAGCUGCGCGAGGCGGCACAGCUCGUGCGCAGGCCGGGCAGCCCGCCAGCAGCACGUUCUCUAUACAAACAACACACGGUACCUGUAGGGCGGCAGCUGCGCGAGGCGGCGCAGCUCGUGCGCAGGCCGGGCAGCCCGCCAGCAGCACGUUCUCUAUACAAACACAUGGUACCUAUAGGGCGGCAGCUGCGCGAGGCGGCGCAGCUCUUGCGCGAGGCGCGCGCGCAGGCCGGGCAACGCGGCGCCGCCGCCCGCCACCAGCACGUUUUCCGCGAGCGCUCGCCGCGCGUCGAUGGGACACUGCCAUUACAUCAACCCUAA
Parnassius apollo (apollo) is the source of this 1068-nucleotide messenger RNA. The record is from the annotation of a GenBank genome assembly. NCBI's taxonomy places the organism in Eukaryota, Metazoa, Arthropoda, Insecta, Lepidoptera, Papilionidae.